AUGGGCCUUGCCGUGGUGGAAGACCUCGCCGCCAAAGGAUGGAACAUCACCGUCUUCGACUUCGAUCACGUCUCUGGCGCAAAAGUCGCAGAAAGACUCGGGCGGCAAGUCCACUUCAUCAAGGGUAACACCGCAAAGUAUGAAGAGCUAGGAGCGGCAUUUGCCGAGACGCGGAAGAAUUGGGGAAGCAUUGACUUUGUCUUUGCCAACGCGGGAAUCGGCGAACGCAGCAAAUUCUACGAACCAAAGGAAGAACUCGCUGAAGGCUUUCCCGCUAAGCCCAGCACCUUGACGUUGGAGGUCAAUCUCCUCGGCGUCGUCUACACGGCUUACCUUGCAAUGCAUUUCUUCCGCAAAAAUGCGACGAAAGGUGGCAAGCUGGUGAUGACAAGCAGUGCCUCGGCGUUGUACCCGAGCGCUUCGCUGUCACUGUAUUCCGCUGCGAAGCAUGCGGUCGUCGGCCUUACUCGAUCGAUGGGUGCCGCUUUGGUCAAGGAAGGCAUCACCGUCAACUGCAUCUGUCCCGGCAUCGUUCCUUCAGGUCUCCUUCCGGAAGCAUUCACGAACGCGCUGCAAGCGGACAUGAUAACCCCUACGUCGACGAUAGUCAAGGCAAUCAACAACUUUCUAGCUGACGACUCUCUCACCGGCCAGGUCGCGGAAUGCAGCGGACAGGACGUCAUCUACCGUCCUCCUUACGAGCCGGAAAACGAGGCGGCGAGGUAUAUGCUGGCCCUGCAAGACGGUAAGGUCGGCGCAAAGAUUGAUUUCGUGGAGAUGGGGAAACAUGCCAAGAUGAAGAAGGAGUUUUACGAUAGGAUGGAGGAUUCCGCAACAUGA
This is a messenger RNA of Cladophialophora yegresii CBS 114405, 840 nucleotides long. RefSeq lists its product as uncharacterized. The transcript has 4 exons. NCBI's taxonomy places the organism in Eukaryota, Fungi, Ascomycota, Eurotiomycetes, Chaetothyriales, Herpotrichiellaceae. Bases 1 to 840 code for a protein of 279 amino acids. Gene Ontology annotation, molecular function: oxidoreductase activity, acting on the CH-OH group of donors, NAD or NADP as acceptor. The record is from RefSeq and is a predicted model, not a curated record. Gene Ontology annotation, cellular component: cytoplasm.